CUUAAUGACUGAGCCACCCAGGCGCCCCUGGAUAAAAAACUUAAAUAAAAAAAAAAGACAAAAUGGAAAUUCUGGAUCUGAAAAAUACAGUGGCUAAAAUAAAAACCACAAUGGAUGGGCUAAACACCAAGCUGGACUUCACAAAAGAAAGAAUAAGUGAACUUGAAGACAACUAAAUAGAACUUACACUGAAGCAGAGAGAUUAAAAAACAAAAACAAAACCACACACUUGAAAACAUGAACACCAUCGCUUAGCAUUGAUAUAUUCUCAGACUGGGAAGGAUACAUGAAAUUGGGAUCAGAGUAAGAGGAGGAAGAAAAUAGGGCAGGAAAAAAUAUUUGAAGAAAUAAAGAGUGAAAAACUUUCCAGAAGCUCACAACAUUCUAAGCAAGACAAGCACAAAGCAAUCACAUCACAGUGAGUCUAUCAUAGCCAAAGAUGAAGAGAAAACUUACAAGUAGAUAGAGGAAAAAGACACAUCCUCCUCCGUCCUCCCCACCUGCCCUGCUUCCUGGGAUUUGUUGCUUCCUGUCCCCUGGCUGGGAGCCCUGACCCCUAUCCACAGGAGGCCUUGAGGCCAAGCUGACCUGAGUCUCCGUGCUGUUCCUAGCUCCAGUUCUACCUGUGGCAGCUCCUAGGACAAGGUCCCCUUCUCAGUGUGGUCACUCUGGUGCUCUUGCAGCCGCGCUCUCCCUUCCACAACUUCCAGUCGGAGCGUCUCUAGCUCUUCAAGUGUGCCUUGCUCCUUUCUUCUGGGAGCUCUCGUCUUUCAGAAUCCCUCUCCGCUGUCUUUUCCCCACUCCAGGGCUGCGCCUCCUAGGUCGCAGAUGUCUGAAUAGUAGGUUUGCGCCUGCACUGUGUGGAUGCCAACUUUAGGGAAAUAAAAUUGGGAAUUCAUUCACAUGGCUUGUGACGUCGUGGGUGGAGGUCUGGAAGGCCAAUCCGCCUGUUGUGGGCUUGUCCGCCGCUCCAGCAUCAGCCUGCAUGGGGCUCUUUGCUCUCUCUCUAUCACCAGCUACGUCGGCCUCCUUUAGGUCCGCCUACAUUUUUUUCCGCCUCAGGCCUUUGCACCUUUUGUUCCUGGGGCUGCGGUUCUCCUACAGACCUCUACAGAGAUAACACCUGUUCGUCCACUUCCCCAGGAAAGCCUCUGCCCUCCCUGAUUAGGACAAAUGCUCUGUAGGACUUGGCUUCGUGUUGUGACUUUUUCUAUGAGGACCCAUCAGAACUGUAACUCCGUUGUGUGAUUACUGUGUCCAUCAUGUCCCCCUUGCCUGUGAGCUCUGCAAAGGCAGGAACCCUAUGUGGUUUUGCCCAUUUUGUAUUCUCCAGUCCUGGGCACAGAGCCUGGGGUCCAGGAACUGCUCUGCUAAUAUCUUGUGAGUGAAUGGAUGGGUGAAUGGGUGGAUGGUUCCAGGCAGCAGUUUGGCUGAGUAUGUCAGUGGUUCUUCUGGGAGUGACUCUUAGAGAAACCCAACUGACUGCCAUAUAUCAUGUAUUUCCCAGGUGUCUCUUAAUACAGAAUCUAGUCCCUCUUAGCCAUUUCACACUCAGCCCCUGCCUGGCUCUCUAGAAUGCUCUCCACCCUGUAGCAGCUGCUUUCAUCUUCCUGCCUCCACCCUUAGACUCACUGUUCCCGCAGGUGUGGGCACACCUACUGGUGCUACCCUUAGAAGUCACUGCAUAUACUCCUUUGGGAGACUAAAAAAUCAUGUGAAAGAAGUGCUCCUGGACUCAGGCAACCCGGGGUUCUGUGGGGGGAAGAAACCUGCUUCUGGCUGCCCUGGCCUUAGAAGUCAGCAGCUGCAACCUACUGGGCAAGGGCUCUGAUCCUGCGACAGUGUUGUCGUCACAGGGCUUCCUGAACAUACAGGAGGGAGGUCACUUCCCGAGUCACCAGCUGAGAAGCAGCGGGGACAGGAGAGGAACCCAACUCCGUGGGCUCCAGAACCCAGGGCUCCCUAGCAAGCUAGUUCACCUGCUUCUAGAGUGUGGCCUGGCUUGGGAAAGUGGUACCCUACCGACAGUCUCGUAGCGACAGUAGCUUCCCUGCAGGUAAGGAGCCGCCGCCAGGAAACCAUUCCCCUUCGCCACAAUAGGAAGCUGAGGCCCAGUGGGGCCAUACGGGGGCAGAUGGCAGGCUGGCGAGGGCACGGACCCUCAAGCAUAGGAGUUGGAUCCGUGCCCCCUCCCCAGCGCCUGCGCACUGCAGCUCUGUUCCCCGCCCAACCCCGCCCCGAUCGCCCGGGUUUUCAAAUUUGAAACCUGCUCCUUUUCCCGCCUGAACGUGUUGACCAGCGGAGGGAGAGGGCGGGGCCGCAUGCAGCCAAUAGUGCCUCAGAAGCUCUCUGCCCCGCCCUGAAGGUGACGGCAGCCAGCCGCAGGAGGCCGUGGGCAAAUGGGCUAGGGUGCCCGCCGGCCCCGCCUCUGCGGCGCCCACGUGCAGCGACCGAGCUGGGGCCUCCCGGAGACCAAGGGCCCCGAGUACCAUUUUAGGUGCAGAGCCUUCGCUAUCAGCUUGGGGCUGGAAAACUGAGGCCCUGAUAUACUAAGCAGUAGGCGCGGGUCGUUGAGCGAAAUGGGCAAGACGGGGCCCCCUCCAGCCGGGGGAUUCACUCAAAGGCCGGGCCUGGAAUCGGCGCCCGUGGCAGCCCCGGGUGUCUGAGGGGGUGGGCGGGCUCGUGGAGGUGGUCUUCUCUUCCCUGGCCCCUUUCCAGGGGGCGGGGCCAAGGGCUGGGCCGUCCCGGGGGCGGGGUGUCCCAGGGGCGGGCCUGGGCCCCUAUGUUUGUUGCACCGUGUCAGUUACAUUGUAACAAAAGUGGUGCAGCCGCUCUUCGGGCCGGCACCCUAGGCCCGCCUGCCGCCAGCUGUCCCGACAUGGAACCCGUGGCCAGCAAUAUCCAGGUCCUGCUGCAGGCGGCCGAGUUCCUGGAGCGCCGUGAGAGAGGGGCGCCUGCUGGGACCAGCCCCAGCCUGAAGCGGGCUGGGGCUCUCUCUGGCAGAAGCCGAGCAUGGCUACGCGUCCCUGUGCCCGCUCCGCAGUCCAGGCCCAGUCUACAGGAGGAAGCGAUCCCCCCAAGUUUCUGGCGCGCCGGACAGUGGGCGGUCUGUGCACAAUGAGCUGGAGAAACGCAGGAGGGCCCAGCUGAAGCGGUGCCUGGAACAGCUAAAACAGCAGAUGCCCCUGGGGGCUGACUGUGCCCGCUACACCACGCUGAGCCUUCUGCGCUGGGCCAGGAUGCACAUCCAGAAGCUGGAGGAACAGGAGCAGCAGGCGCGGCGGCUCAAGGAGAAGCUGCGCAGCGAGCAGCAGAGCCUGCGGCGGCGGCUGGACUGGCUCCGGGGGCUGGCAGGGCCGGGCGAGAGGGAGCGGCCACGGGCAGACAGCCUGGACUCCUCGGGUCUCUCCUCCGAGCGCUCCGACUCAGACCAAGGUGAGUGGCCAGAAGCCGAGGGCUCGCGUGGGCGGAGCGGGCCAGGUCUCCUGACCGGACCCCUCCCUGCGCAGAGGAGGUGGAGGUGGACGUGGAGAGCCCGGUGUUCGGGGGCGAGGCUGAGCUGCUGCGGGGCUUCAGUGCGGGCCAGGAGCACAGCUACUCACACGGCGGCGGCACCUGGCUAUGACCUUCACCGACCCGGAGCGGGCCUCCGCCCGCAGACUGCCCUCGGCCCUGAGGCAGGAGCCCCGCAAGCCUCACGGGCUGCUUGGAAUGGACUAAAAGGACCCUUACACGGGAACAGGUGCCUGCCCCCUGCCAUGCCGCUGGCCGCCGGUAAUCCCUCCUGGGGGCGGGGUGCCUGAGUUUCCCCUGAGCCCUGCAGGGCAGGCAGCUUGGGCCUGGGCCACCCUUCCAGGCCACUUUUGUAGCACUUGGCUCUGCCGUCCCCAAGGGGGCAGGAAGCCUCUUGGACCCUCACGUUCCUUCCUAGAGAAGGCCCCCUGGC
Molecule: messenger RNA, 3946 nt
Organism: Ailuropoda melanoleuca (giant panda)
Lineage: Eukaryota; Metazoa; Chordata; Mammalia; Carnivora; Ursidae
Gene: MXD3
Product: MAX dimerization protein 3
Exons: 5
Coding region: 3180-3803 (207 amino acids)
Biological process (GO): regulation of transcription by RNA polymerase II
Molecular function (GO): DNA-binding transcription factor activity, RNA polymerase II-specific; protein dimerization activity; RNA polymerase II cis-regulatory region sequence-specific DNA binding
Source: RefSeq, a predicted model, not a curated record